Molecule: messenger RNA, 867 nt
Organism: Plasmodium knowlesi strain H
Lineage: Eukaryota; Apicomplexa; Aconoidasida; Haemosporida; Plasmodiidae
Product: biotin--protein ligase 1, putative
Exons: 1
Coding region: 1-867 (288 amino acids)
Biological process (GO): protein modification process
Cellular component (GO): cytoplasm
Molecular function (GO): biotin--[biotin carboxyl-carrier protein] ligase activity
Source: RefSeq, a predicted model, not a curated record
AUGAUGGAUCCCCCCCUCGCUUUCGAAAGGUGCUACCCUGAUCUGGGUGCGCUGCGCCUGCACUUCGACGUGAUGGACUCCACCCAGUUGUACUGCAAACGGAACAUGGCACGCCUUCUACAAAAUGGGAUUUUACAAGACGAAGAAAACAUGGUAGUGGUAACUUGCAACGAACAGACAAAUGGAAUCGGGACGAGAGACACGAAGAAGAAGCAAGACAGAGUAUGGAUAUCGGAAAAAGGAAAUAUUUUUACUACCUUUGUUCUUCUGUGGAAAAGAGAAGACAUAGAGAAGGUCAAGUACCUAGCACAAACCUCCACCGUGGCAGUGAGCAAAACAUUGGAGUAUUUCCAUUUGGUAACAAAGAUUAAGUGGAUUAAUGAUGUACUCGUGAACGAAAAAAAAAUAGCCGGUUGUCUUGUUAACUUAUACUACCUAGAUGAUUUCCCCGCGUUGUUAAACCGUUACGUUUGUGUGAUGAUUGGCAUAGGUAUCAACAUAACACUAACGGAUAAGAAUAACUUCCUACAUAACAACUACACUUCUCUACACAAGGAAUUACAAAGAGAUUUUAACACCUCGCAUCUAACCCCAUCAGUAGAGGAUGUUACGGAAAAGUUAAUUUACAAUUUGAAUGCAGUAUUGAUCAAAUUGAGAAAGGAGGGAUUCUCUUCCUUCCUGGAUUACAUAACGCCCAGGCUCCUGUACAAAGACAGGAAUGUUCUGGUCGAUACAGAUAAUGAGUUGAUAGAUGGGUACCUCCAAGGGAUGCUCCACGACGGCUCACUCUUACUUUUGCGUGGUAAAAACGAGCUCGUUCGCGUGAACACGGGGCAUCUGCGCCUCUUCGACGGAAGCUCCGGCUGA